Messenger RNA from Lycium barbarum (goji berry), 459 nucleotides. RefSeq lists its product as uncharacterized. Bases 1 to 459 code for a protein of 152 amino acids. Lineage: Eukaryota; Viridiplantae; Streptophyta; Magnoliopsida; Solanales; Solanaceae. The transcript has 2 exons. The record is from RefSeq and is a predicted model, not a curated record.
AUGCGGGAGUUUCCCAACGCUUCGGCCUAUUGUCAACGACUCAAGACCCUGGCCAAUCAACUCAAGAGUGUGGGGGCUCCGGUGACUGACAACCGCCUCGUUCUUCAACUGGUGGCUGGCCUCACUGAGGCGUACAAGAACGUGGGCACUUAUAUUCGUCAAAGUAAGCCCCUUCCUCCAUUCUCCGAAGCUCGGUCGAGUUUGUGUCUUAAGGAAAAGGCGUUGGCUGAAAUGCAUGAUGACUCGCCGAAGGCUAUGGUGGAUGCUUCCCAACGAGAAUUUGAUGACUCUGCCUCUCUGGAAAAUUUGAGUCAUUCCCACCAUCAUAGGGGCAAAAAUAACCACAAGAAUCGUGGUUCUGGCGGCGGGAAAAAGGCAGGUGGUGGCCGUGGUUCUGGCGGCGGCAGUGGCAGCCGUCGCGUUGGUGGUCGUGGCUCCGGCGACAGGCAGCAGGUCUGA